Molecule: messenger RNA, 1810 nt
Organism: Scatophagus argus
Lineage: Eukaryota; Metazoa; Chordata; Actinopteri; Scatophagidae
Product: eukaryotic translation initiation factor 2-alpha kinase-like
Exons: 10
Coding region: 137-1186 (349 amino acids)
Biological process (GO): protein phosphorylation
Molecular function (GO): protein kinase activity; ATP binding
Source: RefSeq, a predicted model, not a curated record
UUCCUUAAAUUCCACCACUGGGGAAAAAUGACGAGAAAUAAUACAUAUUUCACAUUACUUUCCAACCAUAUGACACCGUACAUAAUGUUAGUAAUGUGGAAAACUGUAAAAAUUAACUAUUUUUUGUGACUUGCAGAUGUCCUCCUCGUUCGCUGCAUCUAGUGAUGAUGCAUCAACCAGAGAGUCUUCUGCAUCGUCACAAAGCAUGCCGGUGGCUAAAAGUAGCUCAGGAAUAUGCAGUGCUUCGCCAAACUCUACAGAGGAUCAGCAUCCUAUCAAAGACAAGAAUAUUGGAGGAAGACCAAAUAACACCCAGACAAGCAGGUUUAUUUCGGAAUUUGAGCCCAUGGACUGUCUUGGAAGUGGAGGAUUUGGUUCAGUUUACAAAGCAAGACAUAAACUGACAGCAAAGGUUUAUGCUGUGAAGAUUGUCAGCUGGGAAGAGAAAUCUCUUCGAGAGGUGAAGACAUUAUCAGACCUCCAACACCCUAAUAUCGUUAGGUACUACACAGUCUGGAUGGAUACUUCAGGAUACCGAUUCAACUCCUCCCAGUCUGCAUCAGAAAGAUACCUCUAUAUUCAGAUGGAGUUAUGUGGCACUAAAACACUACGGGGGUGGAUUAAAGAGAUGAAUGAUCAGAAUCCGCAAGACCCCCAUAGAAGAGAAAAAAGUCUAAGCAUUGCUCAAGCAAUAACCAAUGGAGUCGAGUACAUUCACUCCGAGAAGCACUUCCACAGGGACCUUAAGCCUGAAAACAUCCUGUUUGGACGGGAUGGAACCGUGAAGAUUGGGGACUUUGGCCUUGUCACAAGAGAUGACGAUGAAUUUGAUUUGAUGGACAGAACAGUGGGAAAAGGAACGCCAACUUACAUGGCUCCUGAACAGAAGAAAGAAAAGAAAUAUGGCCGAAAAGUGGACAUUUUUUCCAUGGGGUUGAUAUUCUUGGAACUCCUUUGGAAAGUCUCUUCUUGGCAUGAAAGAGGAAAUCUUUUCCGUGAUGCCAGAUGUCAGAUGUUCCCCAAAGACUUUUCACUGACUUUUCCCCAAGAGAGGGAAAUCAUUAAGCCAAUGCUGUGUGAGAAGCCAGAAGGCCGACCUGAAGCAAGUGAGCUGAAGAAAGACCUGGACAAGUGGGCUCAGAUAUUCAAUACACAAAGCCAGCCAAAUGAAAGUGUUACUGUCUGAUUAUCAUGAGGAGCUGUGAUAAGUUAUAAGAGUGCAAAGAAAUUUGUCUCACCCGAUGUCCGUCAUUCAGUGGAACAUGAAAUCAAAAUUUAUUGUGAUUUUUAAAAGUAACUUUCACAUUAAUGCAUAUCUGUUGAGCUUUUUACUGUUAUUUUGUCAACAGACUUUUUAUUCCAUGCAGGAGCAGGUUAAAUGCAUUGUACUGGUAGUGUUACACAGACUUUUUUUUGUUUGUUUUUUUACUGAAAAUGUUAAUAAUUGUUAUGCAGGGUGGAACGUGCGGUAGUCAGGUGAAAAUUGUUCAGUCUUGACCUGACAUCUGAUUCCUAGGCAGCAGGAAGCUUUUCUGUGGUUUUGUUUUGUUGUUUGUUUUGGGUGUGGGUUAUAUUCAUGAAUCGCUGAAAACAUCAUUGGGAAAUACUGGAAAUAUUAUUGAUAUUUCCGCUUUAUUUCAGUUUUAUUUUUUUUAAUUAGAGGGUGGACAAAUUCACAAAAUUAGAAUCUGAUCAAAUUCAAUGUAAAACGUGGAAUCAUGUUUACAACAGUACGUGUUAAUAUUAGACUGGCUGCUGUACCAUCAUGUUUUAUCAGUGUAAUUAUUUAAUUAAAGGCUUUUGCUUACCA